Molecule: messenger RNA, 717 nt
Organism: Gongylonema pulchrum
Lineage: Eukaryota; Metazoa; Nematoda; Chromadorea; Rhabditida; Gongylonematidae
Source: the annotation of a GenBank genome assembly
AUGAAGUUCUCGGGGACGCUCGCUGCAGCUCAUCUCAGGGAGGAUUUGCUGGGGUACCAAGUCGCUUCUUGUGCACGCUGUCGAUAUCCACUUCUGGACAUUGAAAAUCCACUUGAUUCGGUGGAGUCAGGUGCUGGUGCGGGGGCAGGCCACAGCGUCUUGUCUUCCUACGACGAUCAAGCAAAUUCCACCUCUGACCAACGAGAAUUCGGCCCGCUUUCUGAAAAUCCGGCACUGAUUGACCCGACGAUCGAUCCCACAGCUUCAUUUUCCGAUCAAGGCGAAUUCGAGCUGCCACCACCGAUGAGUGAACUGAGUAGCGCAGUGGCAGAUGCUGCUGCGUCUAGAAAUAUUUCCCAGCUCUUGCUUUAUAAUUUGUGCCUUUUGCUUGAUGCCUCAGUAGUGCGCCUCAUCGAUAUUGAAAGCGUGCUGAUCUUCUGCUCGUGCGAGUUGGUGGAUCUGCGAUCUGUUUCCUGUCGUUCUUGUCACAUGCUCGAUUUGAUACCUGAUGGCCGUUACUGCGUCGAUGCGCAACGUGCAUGGCAUGCUCCGCAGCAGCGUUGCUUGCUGAAUCGUUGUUUACGUGCUGAUGCUGAUUGUGGUCUCGAGUGGCAGUUGUUAGAAGUGUGCUUGGCUAGAAAAGGAGAUCUCAUGGCGCCUAGAAGAAGAGCCCGAAAUUGGGAGUCUGAAAAGGGCUUUGCUUGCAAUAUUACAUAA